AUGCGAGAUGCGUACUCAGCCGCGAUCCUCAACGCCAUCGGUAGCGUCCCAGCGAUCUCUAUCAUCAAGUACACAAGGAGUCAAAUCAGUGGUAGUGACCCUCUUAGAGACAUUGAAAGCACGCCAACACGGAGCGUUGCCCAGGAUGAUCCGAGGCCAUUCCUUCAAUCAGUGUUGUCCGUAUUAAUGGGUGUGGACAACGCAAUUGUUUUGAAUUUGGACAUCCGGAUCUCAUAUGGCUGCUGCGCUACUCUGUCCCUCAUCGUGAUGGUCCGAGUGGAAUUACUGGGUGUCUAUUCAAGCCGCAUCAGUACAUGUCACUUUGAUAAGGAGCUUGUGAAUGCCAUGACGGAACAGUUUCCUCUCGUUAAGUUCGUCGGAUGCCAUUCCAUUGGAAGCAAGCUCUUCGAUGCUGAGUGA
Molecule: messenger RNA, 420 nt
Organism: Phytophthora nicotianae INRA-310
Lineage: Eukaryota; Oomycota; Peronosporomycetes; Peronosporales; Peronosporaceae
Exons: 3
Coding region: 1-420 (139 amino acids)
Source: RefSeq, a predicted model, not a curated record